Ramularia collo-cygni is the source of this 1035-nucleotide messenger RNA. RefSeq names its product related to AHA1-stress-regulated cochaperone. The transcript has 2 exons. The coding region runs from base 1 to 1035 and encodes 344 amino acids. The record is from RefSeq and is a predicted model, not a curated record. Gene Ontology annotation, biological process: protein folding; positive regulation of ATP-dependent activity. NCBI's taxonomy places the organism in Eukaryota, Fungi, Ascomycota, Dothideomycetes, Mycosphaerellales, Mycosphaerellaceae. Gene Ontology annotation, cellular component: cytosol. Gene Ontology annotation, molecular function: ATPase activator activity; protein-folding chaperone binding.
AUGGUCCUCCACAACCCGAACAACUGGCAUUGGGUCAACAAAGAUGUCUCGGCCUGGACACAAGAAUACCUGACGAAAGACCUCGUUGGUCUCUCUGCGACCGAAGGGGAUGUUCACGUCGAAAUCAACAAGGUCCUCAGCAUGGAAGGCGAUGUAGAUGUCUCGCAGCGCAAGGGCAAGGUCAUUACCAUUUUUGAUGUGCGGCUACAACUUGAGUGGACGGGUAGCGUGCCUGUCAAGGAAAAGCACGAGAACGAUGAUGGAACGGAGGAGGAGCGAGAUGGGAAGCAGGACGUUAGCGGAACAAUUACUAUCCCAGAGGUCGCGCAUGAUACGGACCAUGAUGAGUUUGUGUUCGACAUCGAGAUACACUCUGCAACGAUAGCGAAGGAACCCGCGAAAGACCUCGUCCGCAAAUCUAUCACCCCUGAGCUUCGCACCCGUCUCCGUAAGAUCGGGCCAGCACUGAUCACGGAGCAUGGCAAAGACAUUCAACACGCGCCCGGUACCAACCCCUCAGCGAGCUUCACUCCCGUACGAACCCUCCAAAACUCCGGCGUCAAUAAGGGCUCUAGCACUACAACAAGCACAGUAACAGGCGAGGCGAACGGAAAGAAGAUCAACACAACAUCCCUCUCGGAUACACAGGAAUUCCGCACCACAGCCGAGCAGCUCUUCGAAACAUUCACCUCCCAAGACCGGAUAAGUGCAUUUACUCGCGGAGUUCCCAAGCGAUUCGAUGGUGCGAAAGAGGGGGGCAAGUUUGAGAUAUUUGGAGGAAAUGUUAGUGGAGAGUACACGAGGCUGGAGAAGCCCACGUUAGUGGAGCAGAAGUGGAGAUUGGCACAGUGGCCCGCGGGACAUUUCAGUACGUUGAGCAUUCGUUUCGAGCAGAACGAUGUCGAUGCUGUUACUGUCAUGCGCGUCAGCUGGGAUGGAGUGCCCGUGGGUCAGGAGGAGAGCACCAAAAAGAACUGGGACGAGUAUUACGUGAGGAGCAUAAAGCAGACAUUUGGGUUUGGUACUAUUCUGUGA